AUGGCCAUCUCCCACGUCUUUGCUCGUUACGUCUACGACUCCAGAGGUAACCCAACCGUCGAAGUCGACUUGACCACCGAAAAAGGUUUGUUCAGAGCAAUUGUCCCAUCUGGUGCCUCUACUGGUAUCCACGAAGCUCUUGAAUUGAGAGACGGUGACAAGUCCAAGUGGCUCGGUAAGGGUGUCCUCAAGGCCGUUGCCAACGUCAAUGAAAUCAUUGCCCCAGCCAUUGUCAAGGCCGACAUCGAUGUCAAGAACCAAACCGCCGUCGAUGACUUCUUGUUGAAGUUGGACGGUACCCCAAACAAAUCUAAGCUCGGUGCUAACGCCAUCCUCGGUGUUUCCCUUGCCGCCGCUAAGGCCGGUGCCGCUGAAAAGGGUGUCCCAUUGUACGCCCACGUUGCUGACUUGGCUGGUACCAAGAAGCCAUACGUUUUGCCAGUCCCAUUCCAAAACGUCUUGAACGGUGGUUCCCACGCCGGUGGUCGUCUUGCUUUCCAAGAAUUCAUGAUUGUCCCAACCGAAGCCCCAACCUUCUCUGAAGCCUUGAGAAUCGGUUCUGAAGUUUACCACACUUUGAAGUCCGCUGCUAAGAAGCAAUACGGUCAAUCCGCCGGUAACGUCGGUGACGAAGGUGGUGUUGCUCCAGAUAUCCAAACCCCAGAAGAAGCUCUUGACUUGGUUGUCGGUGCCAUUAAGACCGCUGGUUACGAAGGUAAGGUUGGUAUUGCCCUCGAUGUCGCCUCCUCCGAAUUCUACAAGGACGGUAAGUACGACUUGGACUUCAAGAACCCAGACUCCGACCCAUCCAAGUGGUUGUCUGGUGAAGAAUUGGCUGCUCUUUACGCUGAGUUGUUGAAGAAGUACCCAAUUGUCUCCAUCGAAGAUCCAUUUGCCGAAGAUGACUGGGAUGCUUGGGUCCACUUCUUCAAGACCGUCGACACCCAAAUUGUCGGUGAUGACUUGACCGUUACCAACCCAAUCAGAAUCAAGACUGCCAUUGAAAAGAAGGCUGCCAACGCUUUGUUGUUGAAGGUCAACCAAAUUGGUACUUUGUCCGAAUCCAUCCAAGCCGCUAACGACUCUUACAAGGCUGGCUGGGGUGUCAUGGUUUCCCACAGAUCUGGUGAAACUGAAGACACCACCAUUGCUGACUUGUCUGUCGGUUUGAGAUCUGGUCAAAUCAAGACUGGUGCUCCAGCUAGAUCCGAAAGAUUGGCCAAGUUGAACCAAAUCUUGAGAAUCGAAGAAGAAUUGGGUGACAAGGCCAUCUACGCCGGUAAGCAAUUCCACAAGUCUGCUGCCAUCUAA
Messenger RNA from Saccharomycopsis crataegensis, 1311 nucleotides. Its product is annotated as phosphopyruvate hydratase. The transcript has a single exon. Lineage: Eukaryota; Fungi; Ascomycota; Saccharomycetes; Ascoideales; Saccharomycopsidaceae. Gene Ontology annotation, cellular component: phosphopyruvate hydratase complex. The record is from RefSeq and is a predicted model, not a curated record. Gene Ontology annotation, molecular function: magnesium ion binding; phosphopyruvate hydratase activity. Gene Ontology annotation, biological process: glycolytic process. The coding region runs from base 1 to 1311 and encodes 436 amino acids.